Messenger RNA from Eurypyga helias (sunbittern), 811 nucleotides. RefSeq names its product vitamin D3 hydroxylase-associated protein-like. The record is from RefSeq and is a predicted model, not a curated record. Lineage: Eukaryota; Metazoa; Chordata; Aves; Eurypygiformes; Eurypygidae. The transcript is spliced from 5 exons. The annotation marks the transcript as partial. Gene Ontology annotation, biological process: fatty acid catabolic process. Gene Ontology annotation, molecular function: fatty acid amide hydrolase activity; amidase activity.
UCUGUUUCAGAGCUGUUCUUGUACAGCAAGCGAUUGCAUGGUCUGCAUCCAUCAGCCCUCCUUGGGAGAAGGUGGGAGACCUGGGUGUCCGUAGCUGGACCAGAACAGGAAGGACUGGGAAAUCAUGACCCAAGAGCAAGUGUGGCAGGUCCUAGAUCCAUUGUGGAGAGACCCUCGCGCCCUCUCGGUUCUGCUCUGCAGUUCAGCUGCAGCUGUGGGGCUACUGAAAUGGCUGGGACGUAGGGAGAUCCAGCAGAAGAUGGAGGAGACGAGGAGGGCACGGGAUCUGGCCCUGGAGCGAAUGGAGAAGGCAGCUUCCAGGUUUAAGCAAGAGAACCCAGGCACCCAGACAGCACAUGUCCUUUCACUGACAAUGGUGGAGCUGGUGGAGAAGCUGAAGGAUGGGUCCCUGUCCCCAGAAAGUGUCCUUUACUCCUACAUGGGCAAAGCUUUGGAGGUGACUCGGGAGGUGAACUGUGUGAUCGACUUCAUUCAUGGCUGUGAGGAGCAGCUCCAGAAACUGAAGAAGCAGAAGGAGAAGGGGCUGCUCUAUGGCAUUCCCAUCAGCAUCAAGGACCACAUUAACUGCAAGGACCACGUCUCCUCUGGAGGGAUGGUGAAGUUUCUGGGCCAAGUGAAGGAAGAAGACAGUGUCAUCAUCCAAGUUCUAAAGAGCCAGGGGGCAAUCCCCUUUGUGAAAACCAACAUCCCGCAGACAAUGAUAAACUAUGACUGCAGUAACCUCAUCUUUGGCCAGACCCUGAACCCCCUCAACCACCAGAAGAGCCCCGGGGGCUCCUCAGGAGGGGAG